Cordyceps militaris CM01 is the source of this 1167-nucleotide messenger RNA. RefSeq names its product Phosphoesterase family. Gene Ontology annotation, biological process: phospholipid catabolic process. The record is from RefSeq and is a predicted model, not a curated record. Gene Ontology annotation, molecular function: hydrolase activity, acting on ester bonds. Bases 1 to 1167 code for a protein of 388 amino acids. The transcript is spliced from 2 exons. NCBI's taxonomy places the organism in Eukaryota, Fungi, Ascomycota, Sordariomycetes, Hypocreales, Cordycipitaceae.
AUGUUGUUCGGAAAGAUCUUGGCCUUUGCUGGUCUCAGUGCUGCUGCCACUGUCAAGACGAGCAAUGUCAAGGGCAAGGCAUUUGACCGUUUUGUGGUGAUUUACUUUGAGAACGAAAACUAUGAAAAGGCGUUUGGUGAUGCAGCCAACUUCAAGUGGCUCUCCAAAAAGGGCAUCACGCUGACCAACUAUUUCGCCGCGACGCACCCGUCGCAGCCCAACUACAUGGCCAGCAUCGCCGGUGACUAUUUCGGUCUCAAUGACGAUCGGUUGAUUGACUCGCCAUCGAAUGUGGCGACGGUCAUUGAUCUCCUCGAAUCCAAGGACAUCUCGUGGGCGCAUUACCAGGAAGACAUGCCCUACACAGGCUUCGAGGGCGCCUCGUACAAGAACAGCCGCGGGGCCAACGACUACGUUCGCAAGCACAACCCGGCCAUUAUGCACAAGAGCGUGACCGACUCGGGCGACCGACUAGGCCGGGUCAAGAACAUGUCGAAUAUUGACACGUCACGCUCCGAGUUCCACAAGGACCUCAAGAACAAUGCGCUACCGCAGUGGAUGUUCAUCACGCCCAACAUGACAUCGGACGGGCACGACUCGAGCGUGACGACGGCCGGCCAGUGGGCGCGCUUCUUUCUCGAGCCGCUGCUGACAAACAGCAACUUUAUGCAAAACACGCUGGUGCUGGUGACUUGGGACGAGUCGGAGACGUACUCGCGUAGAAACAACGUCUUUGGCAUGCUGGUGGGCGACGCUGUGCCGGCGUCGCUGGUGGGCACGACGGACGCCAGCUUCUACAACCACUACUCUGAGAUCGCGACCGUCUCUGCCAACUGGGACCUGCCCACACUCGGGCGCUGGGACGUGGGCGCCAACGUGUACAAGAUGGUGGCGGACAAGACGGGCGACAAGGUACGGGCGUGGGACAGCGACAAGGAGUUUCAGAGCUACUACUGGAACAGCUACUAUGGCGGCUACCUCAACUCCAAGUCGCAGAACAAGCCCAUCCCUAAGCCGAACCUGAACCUGGACCGUAACACGUUCAACGGGCGUGGCAUCCUGCAGUCGGUCAAGGAUACAUGGGCGAACAGCAACGCACCGACGUACUACACUGACUCACUCAAGGUCUCUGACUCGCAGCACCCUCCCCAGGGAUACGAGCCGUAG